Pterocles gutturalis (yellow-throated sandgrouse) is the source of this 954-nucleotide messenger RNA. It is a transcript of the gene CALHM6, whose product is annotated as family with sequence similarity 26, member F. The transcript has 2 exons. Gene Ontology annotation, molecular function: monoatomic cation channel activity. NCBI's taxonomy places the organism in Eukaryota, Metazoa, Chordata, Aves, Pterocliformes, Pteroclidae. The record is from RefSeq and is a predicted model, not a curated record. Bases 1 to 954 code for a protein of 317 amino acids.
AUGGAGUUAAAGUUACGCAGGGCGCUGGAUUUCUGCAUCCGCCACCAGACCGCUCUGGGUUGCAGCAUUGUGUCCCUGCUGACGGCUGCCAGCAAGCACAUCUUCUCAUCCGUGGUAUUCAAGUGUCCCUGCAAUUCUGGGAACAUGCUGUAUGGCUCCGUCUUCCUCAUAGUGCCUGCCUUCAUCCUCUUUCUGCUUGGCUACAUGGUGAACGCCAGGACCUGGCGCUUGCUGACAGGCAGCUGCCCUCCGGAGAAGCGCUGCAGCUGCGGCCUCUGGGGAACCUGCGCCCGCUACUGCCAUGUGCUGGUGCCGGUGACAGCCAGAGCCAUGGUGGCCCCCCUCACCUGGAUCGCGGUGGCCCUGCUCGGAGCCAGCUUCUACGACUGCGCAGCCAGUGGGAACAGCCUGAUAAAGAACCUCCUGUGUAAAGAUCAAGGACCAGACUGUCACAAGCUGCUGCUCAAAAUACCCUGCGAUGAGACGUUAUUGAAGCACAUCUCGGGUGAAUUCCUCAGCCUUCAGGCGCAGUCCCAGAUGAUAGGAUGGCUCCUGAUAGCCAGCAUCGUCACCAUUGCACUGAUUUCAACAUGUGUCAGCCACUGUUGCUCCCCAGUUAGCUAUCUUCAGCUCAAGUUCUGGAAAAUUUACAUGAAAAAGGAAAGUGAGCUCUUUAAGAUCAAGGCUGAAGAGCAUGCAACCAGGCUGGCAGAAAUAAAUACAAACUGCUUUUUUGGAGCCAUUGACCCAGCACCAUUUCAGACUCCCAGCAAUGACGACUGGUGGAAGAUUUCAUUCUUGUAUGCCUUCAAUUCAGAGGAGCAGUAUUACAGCAUGAUACACAAGUAUGUUAACACAAACAGAGGCAAGAGCAUUAGAUUUGGGGAAGGAAAUCAGAAUCCCCCUGGUUUAGGAUUUGUGGAUGAAGCAAGCGCAAGUGAAUCAGGGUUUUAA